CAUCAAUGGGACGAUUUUAACUUGCUCUUCCCUAAUACAUGGAACCCUGUGGUUUUAAGGCUGCAACAUUCAGUCAUCCCAGCACAGAGUAUCACUUUCCAUCAACUACAAGCUUGGGAUUUGCUUGAUGCAUAACAGAUAACAGCAGGGAGACUAUCAGCUGCUGCUGUCCCAGCUGUGGAAAGAAAUUAUCAUUCUUCAUUUCCUGUGAGCAGGUGUGAAGCUCCCGGAUGUCUACGGUUACAGACAGCUCUCUGCAUGGGCUGACCUUUUCGCAACCGGAGCUGGUUUGGCUGAAGAUCAUACAAUUCGAAAAUGUAGAAAAGAUAUUCCGAAUCCGAACACUGAGAUUCUACUUAACUGCAUUCCAUGGAUUACAGUGUACCACCAAACUACCAGUCAGCGAUGACUUCUGCAGCAUGGUUUUGUCCCAGAGCAACCUGCUGUGACUGAAGCAGUAGCAAUAUGUUCAGUGUGGAGGACCUCCUGAUUUCUCAUGGCUAUCAACCCCCAAAGAAAAGUUCAAAAGACAAACCCCUGCCUUCCGAUGAGAACACCUACACCAGCUGCCGUUGCGAAGGGAGAGAGAACAAGCCUAGCCAUGGAACAGUGAAUGGAUAUGAGACCGACACUGGGGCCUAUUCUGCCAGCAGGCACACACGCAGUCUGGAGGGCUCCUACAGUGACAGCGAGGGCAGGGACAGGAGUGCAAGAAGACAGGCUGGUGUCAGCUGCUGUGCUGAUGUGCAGCGUUUGCCCACGUCUGCCACAAGGGAAGCAUGGUUAAACAGUGGUCCUCUGCUACCUUCUUCAUCCAGGCCCAAACCUGGAAAGGAUGUCACAUAUUGGAGACGAAGAGGGCAAGACUUCAGUGUUUUACUGGAUUACACAAACCGUGGGGACUCAGGCUGCAAAGGAAAUAAUGUGACAAAAGAUCUAAACAAUCCAAAGGCUGAACAACAAGGGAAAUGUUCACAAGAUGUACGGCUGAAGAACAUGCAACACAAACCAGAAGUAACGAGAAUGAAUGAGCAAAAAGGUUGGAUGUCAGAAUGUCAGAGUGUGACCGUGAAAGAGAUGGUUGAAGACAAGUGGAGAAUGCCAGAGGAUCGUAAGUGCCAGAGCUUGGGGACAGAGGAAUGGAAAGCGUCUUUAGGAAGACAGCUGUCUGAUGGUGAUGGAAACAAAUUGAAACAGGGCAUAUUGCCUCAUGUGGUUGAUGGUGAAGAAUUAAAAAGAGAAGGAUUACCAUACAUAAAGAAGGAAAAGUCUCAGUCUUUGCCCAGAGUUAUACCAGAAAGUAAUAGUAAGGAAUUUCAGACAGGUCUAUAUUAUGUAGAUAUGCCUGGGUUUGACAGAAACAGAGUGGAAAAUCAAUUUUUGAAAGAUGAUCUUGUGUUGCAGGAUAAUGGCUCUUAUUGUCAUCCUAAAUCAAGUACAAAGUGGACAGAAAAUUUCAGGCCGUGUGCUCAGUUGCCAAAAACGAAGUUGACUAGACCACUGAAACCUCCUUCAUAUGAAUUGUAUCAGCAAAUUAGGAGAAGUUCAGAAAUGAUACCCAAUCUCCAUCUACACGGAGAAACUGAUGGGCAAGUGGCUCCUUUUGCCAAUGACAGUGAAGCAAGUGUUGAUACUAAUUGCUGCCUUCAAGCUCCUGCUGGUAGCAGCUUGGAACCUCCUGUCUAUGUGCCUCCCCCAUCUUACAAAGCACCACCUCAGCAGAACGCUGGUAAGAAAUGUUUUGAAAAAGUGCCUGCUUGUGAUAGCACAUCUCAGCCCUUUCAGUCAGUGGAUACUGUUACUGAUCAGUCACACUGGUGUUUAGAUAACCAGGAGAGUGAUCAUGCUCAGCAGAAACAUAUCUCUCAUGAUAGCGGCACAAAGCAACAUCUGCAAACCAAGAGUGUUAGUGAUGAUGUAGGUAAAAAUAUCCCUCACAAAAGACAACCCUAUAGUUCUUCACAUAACGGCUACACAGAUGACCAAAAGGCUUUUGUCAAAUACAUACCAUUUAAUGAUCCACGAUUAAGACACAUUACUAUAGUGCAGUCUGAGAAGCAAAACAGUGAAGCCAAACAUAAGUAUGAACCGUGGAAAGCAAAGGACAAUGUUGUAGAUGGAAACAAGACAUUUGGACCAUCAGACCAUUGCAGUGCCUUUUCUGUUCCAUCAGGAUCAUAUUAUUCCACUCAGGCAGGCCUGAGGCCUAUUACUGAUACUAUGACUAGCAACAAAUGGUUUGUAGCAUCCAAGUCAGAGAUUGAGAAUGGUACUAAGUCUGAACGUUGUUCUAAACCAUAUCUGGACAACCAGUUUGACACCUCAUUCAAAUGUAAUUCCGGGGUUCUUUCAACCUUAAACCAUCCUGUUAGUUAUCCGCAUUCAAAUGCCAAUUCUAAAGCAGAAUCGCAUGUGCAUCAAGACACUGUUGAAACCAUUACCCAGGUGAAGAAGUGGGAACCAGAUUCCCAGAGUUUUGAGGCACAAGAGAAGAAACACUCCAAAAGAAGAAUUUCAGAAACAAUAUUUUGUCUUGUUUCCGUGCCAGUUAAAACAUGCGAAGAAGAGUCAAAUGAAGAUGUCUUUGUUAAUGACGUGAGAAAUGGGAGCAUUGACACUAUUCUGAAUGACAGCACUGGAAACUUAACAGAGCAAAGCUUUUUAAGCAUGUCUUCCUCCGACUUGGAAUUACAAGCUCUGACAGGAAACAUGAUCUCAGAAAAUGGGUUGAAGCGACCUGAGCCUUGGAAUGAAGUUAGCAAUAGACGUACGGUUAGCUAUAAUUUUAACCAGCACAGAGAAUUAACAGCUUCUGGCUCUUGGCCGGGUGACCAGUAUAGAGAUCAAGAAACGCAAACGAGCUUCAUUAAAGGUCCCCGUACCACUCGGUCAUUCACUGGUGCUAUGAAAAAUAUUAGAACACGCAGCCAGAUUCAAAGUCAGAAUGACUCAGAACCUGAAUGCAGUACAUUAAUGCAAGGGGAUAAAAGGAAUGCAGAAGUUACAGCCAUCAAUGACCAGAAACGUAAGCUGAAAAACUGUUCAAUAAAUGGUCAGGCAAACUUGUAUCCCUCUACUGGUAGUGCUUUCUCAAAGGCAGCUCCUAAACAGCAUCAGGUCAAACACAUUAGCUCACACCAAAGUCAUGUUCACGGGGCUUCGAGAUGCUCACAGAAAGAAAGUGGAGGUGGAAGUGUGGUGGAUCAGUUGAAAAAGAGCAGAGCGGUUUCACAGACAUCGUCAAGCAGUGGCAGAGAGGCAGUCGGGUUUGGUCAGUUCCUCUUGAAACCUGUAAGCCGCCGUCCUUGGGAUGCAAUUAGUGAAUUAGAAAGUUUCAACAAAGAGAUUCAGGAGCAAGAGGAUCGCAAUGUUCAGGGACUGCAGAAGGAAGUUGAAGACAGUGAGCUUAGUGCAAAUCAGUCAGUACACCCAGACAAUGAUGUUUCAGACAAUCAGACUUACCAAACACCUGAGUUGUAUGUGUCUGAAAAAUCAUCAGUCAAGCUGAUCAAGCCCAAAGAAAAGAAGGACAGCGGCAGUGAUAAAAGUUGCUCAAAUUACACUAAUUUUACCCCUGAUAUACAGGACCGUUCUAAAAGAUCUGCUGUCAAUAACAAAUUGAGCAGCCAGUCAAUCAAUCAAUUCCAAAAACCCAUCAAUAAAAGAACAACUGAUACCAAAAGUAGCACAAUUCUAAAUGUAUUCACAACAAAGAAUGCCUAUUUCAGUAAAUUAAAAAAUGAAAACAAUUUGGAGGACACCAAGAGCAAAAGGCAGUGUAUAAACAUCAAUGGAGUUCGAACACCUAUGUGUCAGUUAAUUGAAGAACGGACAGAAAGCACAAAUGAUCCGGACACGUCUAACAAAGUGAUGGUGCCAGACACCAAAGCUCAGCCAGCUCGAGAAACUGAAUGUAAUGACAGUAUUGGAAAAAUGUUCCCUCAGUUUGACAAUGAUCAGGGUCACUCAGAACCUAUUCUGAACUCUCUAAACUGUCACAAAAGCACAAAGCCAAAAACUGACAACCUAUACGACCUCUUAGAGCAAAAACCUGUGGAAGGAAUUUCGAAAACUGAAUCAUUAGAAGAAAGAGCUGCUCGGAUUUUGGGAAUAGAUGUAGCUGGAGAAGCCUUGAUUUCUCCAGUGAAGAAGACAUCACAUCAGAAUACAGGAGAAAAUGAGACAAAACCUCCUUCUGAUGUGGAACUGGGCUAUAACGGUAAUCAUUUUGUGGCAGACAGGAAAAAUGCUUCAGUGGGACAGACAGGACACAUCGAGGAGAAAUCUUUGGAAAGCAACAAACUUUCAGAAUGGAAACAAAACCCUCUGUAUGGAAGCUCAAGUGGAAAUAAUUUACAUGAGAAUAAAUUGCUGAAGCAACUUGCUGAAAGUAACAAGGAGUCAGGGAAAAGGGCCAUCAUAAACGAGUUCUUUCAUGGACCUUUCAAGGAGUUUUAUAAUUGGACUGACGCAAAUUGCUGUCUGAGUGCAGAAAGCAAGGCUGUCUCUGUCCCAGGUGCAGACAGGAAAGGUCGAAAUUCUUCAGAGAAGAUUGAUUCAUUGCAAGGCAAACUCUCAUCAUCUCCCCUAAACCGAACAGCUCUCAACCGCUUGGCCAGAAUGAAAGAAGUAGAUUCGGUUUCCCGUAUCAGACGUCUCAGCAUCAAAAGUACAGGUUCUGGUGAUGAUUUUGAUGAGGAAAAAUGUAGAACAGAGAGGGGAGAAGAGGAAGCAGAUUACAUGUUGGCCAGACAGGAAGAACUCUGCACAGCAAGGAAGAGAGUCAUAUCACUGGACCAAGAUUUGGAACCUAUUGCAUCUUCAAUGUCAGCUGAUUCUGAGCACAGACAGGUGGCAGGUGAGCAUAAAAGUCUACAGUGUGGAGGUGAAGGCUUUCCAUGUUGGUCAGCUCAUGAGAAGGCUCAGUCAUCUAAGUCGGAUGUUUAUGAUCCCAGCAAAGUUGAGACUGUGUGAAAAGAAGGAGAGAUGACAAGAGUGAAGAGAUUCUGGGAGAAUGUUAUAGAUUUUACACUGUGAGCUGCUUCACAAGACUCUCUUUCAUCAAAUGCAAACUCCUGGACUGCCUUCUGCACACACUGUUUAUAUUAAUAAAUACAAUGAUAAAAUGCUGUAUCACUGCCAGGAAGAAAUUAGUCAGGCAUUGAAACCACUAUUAACCAUCCAGUGUCUAAACCUGAACAGAUAAUACUGUUCAUCACAAAGUACAGCCUUCUAAAACUGGUAGCUGCAAUACUUGGUGCACAUUGGCAUAUGGCACAAAAUCACCUCUAAUUUUCUAUUUAAUUACCAUCUCAUUCUGAGUUCAGAGAAUGACUGAUAAAAUGCCACAUUGGUGCAGUAAAGAGUUGUUCCUCUGAGUUUGGGUGUGAGGCAGAGUAGAGGGAUUGAAAUUCGCAAUGCUCUGACCUAGGAAUGCUUGAUGCUACACUGGACAUCUAAAUUUAAGAAGUGUUCAUUUCUCCAGAGGUAACACCAGUGCACAUUUGAUAAGCACAAAAUUAAGAAAUUUCAAGCAUUCCACACUGAGCUCCCACACAGUCGAUCUGACAUCAAAUGGCAAUGUACAAUGUGUUUUAUUGGAUUUCCUUCCUCUUUAUUCAAGGCAUUUGUAAAUUCAUAGGUUUACAACUUAAUAACAAGUAAUUAUGUGGAAUUAUUUUAUGAAAAACAGAUGUUUCCAGAUUAUGAAAUCCCCAGCCUAGAUUUCCCAGAGUUGGUACAAUUUAGGUUGGAAUUGUCGGUGAUUUUUAGACAGACUCAAGAAAAAAUGGGUUGUGUGCACAGAGUUUUACCAGAUUAGCAUAGCUUCAGAUGCAAAUCAAGACAGAUCCAGGAAGCCGACUGGGGAUGGGAGAAAAAUAAAUGAAAAAUAAGUGCAUAAGUGAAAUUUAAACCGAUGUGUCAAAGUAUAGUUACCAAAAUUCAGAAAACCUCAACAGUAUUGGGUCUAAUGUCCUACCUUCCUUCGGACAAAGGAGCCUUCUCAUGCAAUAAUUGUGCUACCAAAGCAUGUCAGUCAAGAGUUGCUGAUGUCAGCAUCUGACUGGGUAGGCAAAGACUUGUCUGUGGGCACACCAUUCUCUCCCAAGUAAUGAUUGGUAGUAGGGAGAGGUCAUGUGGUCCUGUCAAGAGAAAUCCAUUAAUAUUGCUAAAAAAAAUGAACAAUGGCAUGAAAACUCCAGAGUUUAAGUGCCUGCAAGCCAACAGUAAAUAAAUAAGUUGAGCAUAAAUGGGUAAAUAUAUUUAUGAUAUAUCACAACCAAAAUGUAUUUGCCACAGGCCUUUAAAUCCCUAAUCACUGUGGUAUAAUUCCUUUGAUAUUGGUGAGCUGCUGUUUGACAUGGAUGCUCUUUAGAAUCAAUGGUCUUCCCACCUAAAUGUUGGGAAACGCAGUGCAGGAUAGACAUCACCACGUCUCACUCAAGUUGAUUAGCUGCAUGAGGAACCUACUGAGAUGAGGGGGGGCUCCAAAGCUGCUGAUCUCCCCAGCAAUAAAUGAUACUACAAGAGACCAUAUUCAGAGCUGCAGAGAGACAGAGCUCCCAUCCAUUUCCAACGACCAGGCACCCAAGUCAUUACUCACAUGGCCAAGAACAGAAACUCGAAAAUAAUUGACUAUAAUAAUCUAUGAUUCUAUAUUUCUUACAUUUCCUACAGCAUUGCAAAUUUUAUUGAGAUGUAUGCAGAAUUAUGUGUAUCUCAAAUUAACAUUAAUUUUACAUUCAUUAAAGAACUUUUGAUAUGUAUUUUUAUUAGACAUGAAUUUAAAUAUUUCUGACAUAAAUUAAUUGUGUAUUCACUACAAAUUCAAUAAGCAGUGCACUCUGAAGUUUUUUUAAAAAUCAUUUUGUGCAUGUGAUUUUCAAUAGAAAACCUUCCAGAGAUGGACAAUUCCAUCCAAAUUACAUUCACAAUGAACCAUCCAGUGCCAUUACGCUGCAAAAAUUGUCGAUGUAUCAACCUGCCUUUUGUUUUUGUUUUGGAAAAUUACGGACAGGCCACAAAAUAACAGGGAAAGUAACAGUUACUCAGAUCACCAAAUCCAUCAGCACUUUUUGCUUCCUUUCUUGGAGUUCUUUAGAUCUGAGGUUGCUGUGAACUGCUGUUGCAACAGCUUGCAAGAAUACAGCACCCCUGAGUAAGAAAAACAUCCCAAUGCACAGUAUUAAUUUUUAAACAUAAGUGGAAUGUAACCUUUUAAUUGCUUGUUGGUGCCUUUCUGACUGACUAUAUAUUAAUGAAGAAAUAGGCUCAAAGAUUAUUGCUGUAAAUAAAAGUUAUGGAUAUUUAUUUUUAGCCUAUACAGUAUUAUUAGAAUGAAAGUAACAGCAAGAUUUGGAAUCUUAACGAACACAGUGAAGCAAUAGUAGCUGCCUGAAAAUCAAUUGUUAUUGACUUAUAAAUGAUGUGGAGGACAAGGCUAUUGUGGGUGAGCUAUCCUUUCUUUUGCUGUGCUUCCAAGGGCUUGUUAAGGGUCUGUUGUAGCUUAUGUGUUAAAUGAAAGCCUACCACCAUCUUAGCAGGACAGUGAGGAUUGGGUAAUAAAUGCUGACCUUACUAGUUAUGCCCAAAUCCUAAGAAUGCAUUUAUUUAAAAGUUUAAUUGAUAUGUAUGUAAAUAAUUACUGUCAGCCCAAUGUUUGCAUAUGGCCUGUCUAUCAAGUGUCAGACUGUACUUGGUAAAAGAUGCCAAGGUAGUAUAUGCAAAGUAAACUGCUCAGUUAAUACAACUGGAUGCUUUUAUCCAAUCCUUGUUGUUUUCAUCUGAAAAGCACAAGUGGCCAGUAUUUACAUUAAGAUUUAAUACCACAGAAUAAUUGUUUUUAAAAACCCUGAGAUUCAAUGUUCAGUUAUCAGAUUUUUGGUCCACUGUUUAUGGGGUGAUGGUAGGAUUCAAGGAUAGCUUUUAUGCUUCUGUAAAACUAAGGACGCUAUUCUUAGUUCAAUCAUAUCAUUACAAUUAGAGAACAUUAUUAACUCUAACAUAACAUAUGUGCUUCCUAAAGUUAACAUAUACAUUAUUUUUCUAACAUUUAAAGAAAUAACAUAGAAAAAAGUAAACUAUAAUCUAUGAAGUUGCAUUUAAAAUUUUAAGUGUGAGUUCUCUUUCUGAGCACACGGACACAUAGUAUUCAAAAUAUAAUUAAAAAUUAGCAGCAAGUUAAGGACGCUUACAGCUGAUUUAAUGUAUAGAGAUAAAUUUAAUACUUUAUUGCAUAUAUAUGUACAUAGUAUGUAUAUGGGCAACAAAUAAAAUGGCUGAGAAUAAGAGUUGAAUUAUAUGCAGCAUUAGCAUUUCCAGAUAAAUGUUGGUAUGGACCUUCCAUUUGAUUGGUUAUUUCAAGUCCAACAUAUAGUCACUUUCAUUGGGACUCAGGAGUGAGACUUUAACGGAAUCCAGCUAAUGAUUACACAGCAAAGCUUUGGAAGUAAAUUUAAUGGGUUGGGUUCCAACUUAUCAAAGGUGAACAUUGUUACUUAUUGUAUUUUAUCCCAUUGAUAUUAAUCCACUUUAGGAAGCAUCACACUCCAGCCAAUACAAUUUGAAUUUGGUGCAUUACGUGUUUUGGCAAUAUUCCUUAUUGAUUACUUCAAAUUGCUCCCACCACUACCAUACUGAGACCUCUGACCAAACCACCUUUAUGUUGUAUAUCUCCAGACACAUUCCAAUUACAAAAAAAUGAAAUCCACUAUUGUGUUAUAAACCAUUUUAUUACAAUUAGAGUAGAGAAAAUAUAAAUAUUUUCCCGUUUGACUAAAAUCCUAGCAACAACAGACAAUUCACUGAUUUCAGCACAAAGUCAUAUUUUGACAUUAAUGCCAAAUAAAGACUGGAAACUUCGGCUCAUAGGAGAGUCUUCUAACAGCUAAUCCUCUGCCAUUGACAAAAAAGUCACCUCAGUACUAUAUAAUGCAUGUUUUCGUUUUUGGUAAAGUUAACUUUCUAAGUAAAUAUUUUGUCUCUACCUUUGUGGAGCUAGCAUCAAUGUUAGUGGACUGAUGGUCUGAAGUGAUGGAAAUGGUAGUCCUUUUCACUAAAGACAGGAAUGAAUUUGCAUUUCAGUAACCCAGAAAAACACCCAAUUAAAACACCUAUUAUUUUUGAAAACAAAAGCUGGUAUAUUAUUUGUAAUCAUAAAUAUAAGACUGUAUAGAACCCAAGAGGAUGUGGAUUUUCCAUCUGUUUUCCCUUGAGGCUUGCCAUUAACUUCUAUUUAUCAACUCAAUGUAAAUACUAAUUCAUAGUCUGUCUUGUGUAUUCACCGGUGUAUAUUAUUCCAGCUUACCACUGAAUAAAGUACAUGCAUGAA
Chiloscyllium plagiosum (whitespotted bambooshark) is the source of this 9331-nucleotide messenger RNA. Lineage: Eukaryota; Metazoa; Chordata; Chondrichthyes; Orectolobiformes; Hemiscylliidae. The record is from RefSeq and is a predicted model, not a curated record.